GAUCUGUACAAGGAGGCCAUGAUGGAGGAGCACCAGCCUCUUAUAUCACAAGAAAUUCCAAGUAAGAAUUCCGAGGAUAACGUCAUGUUGUUACGAAAUUAUAUAGUAGAAGACGAAGAUAUAAUGCAGCACUCUUCAGGAGAAAACCUUAAUUUACAUCUAGGACUUAACAGUACAGAAUUAUCAUAUAAUGAGGAACCUUUUCCUGAACAAUCGCACGUUGUUAUCACAGGUACAGGUCAGAAAGGGGGUGAAAGACUUCCGUGUGGUAAACAGUUCACAAAAAGCUUGGACCUUUCUACACAAAGAACUCACACAGAGGAGAAGCUAUACUCCUGUUCAGAAUGUGGAAAUACUUUUAUACAAAAAUCUGAUCUUGUAAACCAUGAGCAAAUUCACACAGGAGAGAAACCAUAUUCAUGUUCAGAAUGUGAGAAAUGUUUUACACAAAAAUCAGAUCUUGUUAAACAUCAAAUUUUUCACACAGGAGAGAAUCCAUAUUCAUGUUUAGAAUGUGGGAAACGUUUUACACAUAAAUCAGCCCUUUAUAAUCAUCAAAGAUUUCACACAGGAGACAAACCAUAUUUAUGUUUAGAAUGUGGGAAAUGUUUUACACGGAGCACAAAUCUUAUUGCACAUGAGAGAAUUCACACAGGAGAGAAGCCAUAUUCAUGUUCAGAAUGUGGGAAGUGUUUUACAAAUAAAUCGGAUCUUGUUAAACAUCAUAGAUGUCACACAGGAGACAAACCAUUUUCAUGUUCAGAAUGUGGGAAAUGUUUUACACGGAGCACAUAUCUUAGUGAACAUAAGAGAAUUCACACAGGAGAGAAGCCAUAUUUAUGUUCAGAAUGUGGGAAAUGUUUUACAAGUAAACAAGCUCUUAUUAUGCAUAAAAGAAUUCACACAGGAGACAAACCAUAUUCCUGUUCAAAAUGUGGGAAAUGUUUUACACGAAAAUCACAUCUUGAUGCACAUCAGAGAAGCCACAAUGGGAGAUGUCAUCUAAGUUUUGAUCUGAUCCUGUUCAGGUAUUUACCUAACAUGUCCCCUGAUGAGCCCAACGAUAGUACAGGUGAAACGUGCCGGGACGAUGACGUGAUAAAUCAACAUGGCGUCUUCUUGGCAGAUAGGAGAUUAGCCUGGACCUAUGCUGUAGAGGUCCAUCAAAGGGAGACCCCGACAGUGGAGUGGAACAGUCAAGUGAUCAUGGCCCAGAUGAGGGUGGACUGCAAGACCCUGACUCCAGGACAACAGAAGUUGCUGGAAGACACACUUUGGGAAUUUCAGGAGGCAUUCUCGAGACAUGAUGAGGACUUCGCGUGUGCUUCCACCAUAAAACACGAAAUCCCCACCGGCGAUGCUGCACCAAUCAGGGAACGUUACCGGCAAAUCCCGCCUAAAAUGUACCGGGAGGUGAAGGAUAUAGUGGCCAGCAUGUACCGGUGGCCAAGAAGACAAGUGAAGACGGCCUUCAUCCCACCUAUGGGACCCUACGAGUUCAACCAGAUGCCAUUCGGCCUGUCCAAUGCCCCGGGAAAAUUCCAGCGGUUGAUGGAGCACUGUCUGGGAGAUCUCAACUUUGAGUCGCCCCCGUGUAAGAGUGAGGUGGAGGAGGACAUUCCAGGAGAUGUCACCACAGAAAUUCCCAGUAAGAGUUCUGAGGAUGAAGCUAUAAUGCAGCGCUCUUCAGGAGAAAACCUUAAUGUUAAUCCAGGACUUCACAGUACAGAAUUAUCAUAUAAUGAGGAAACUUUUCCUGAACAAUCGCGCGUGGUUAUCACAGAUAUGGCUCGGGAAUUGGGUAAAAGACUUCAGUGUGGUAAACAGUUCACAAAAAGCUUGGACCUUUCUACACAAAAAAGAACUUACACAGAGAAGAAGCCAUACUCCUGUUCAGAAUGUGGGAAGUGCUUCACAUAUAAAUCUAAUUUUAUUAUUCAUGAGAGAAUUCACACAGGAGAGAAGCCAUAUUCAUGUUUAGAAUGUGGGAAAUGUUUUACACACAAAUCAGAUCUUGUUAAACAUGAGAGAAGUCACACAGGAGAGAAGCCAUAUUCAUGUUCAGAAUGUGGGAAAUGUUUUACACAGAAAGCACAUCUUAUUACACAUGAGAGAAGCCACACAGGAGAGAAGCCAUAUUCAUGUUCAGAAUGUGGAAAAUGUUUUACACACAAAUCAGUCCUUGUUAAACAUCAUAGAUUUCACACAGGAGACAAACCAUAUUCAUGUUCAGAAUGUGGGAAAUGUUUUACACAGAAAUCACAUCUUAUUACACAUGAAAGAAGUCACACAGGAGAAAAGCCUUAUUCAUGUUCAGAAUGUGGGAAAUGUUUUACAAUUAAAUCAGUCCUUGUUAAACAUCAUAGAUGUCACACAGGAGACAAACCAUAUUCAUGUUCAGAAUGUGGGAAAUGUUUUACACAGAAAUCAAAUCUUGUUACACAUCAGAGAUUUCACACAGGAGACACACCAUAUUCAUGUUCAGAAUGUGGGAAAUGUUUUACAAAUAAAUCACAUCUUGUUACACACGAGAGAAGUCACACAGGAGAGAAGCCGUAUUCAUGUUCAGAAUGUGGGAAAUGUUUUAGAAGUAAAACACAUCUUGUUAUUCAUGAGAGAAUUCACACAGGAGACACACCAUAUUCAUGUUUAGAAUGUGGGAAAUGUUUUACACAAAAAUCAGGUCUCGUUAGCCAUGAGAAAAGUCACAAAGGAGAGAAACCAUUUUCACAUAUUUUAACAUAUCAUCAAGUUAUUGAUGGACCUUAAACAGCCAAUAAGAAUAUUUUUAUUUUUGAUUACAAUUAUUCUGGAUCUCCCAGAUGACCAAAUUAAUAUUUCUCUGAUGUAAACUGUGACUGAGAUCCACAAAGGAAAAGUGUUGUGGAUAUAAGGAAGAGAAGAAGAGCUUUGUUUACUUCCAGAGCAGUGAAGAUGAAUUGUCCCCAUGAACCUUGCUUCUUAUCACUGUAUUCACACCUCCACCCACACUGCGGGAGAGUCCAGAGUGACAUGGGGAGAAGUAACGACGCUCCAUGGAAUUGUUUUAACAGUAUUUAAAUGGACUCUCCAGACAUUUUGGGAGAUCAAUCCUUUCUUCUGUCCUGUGGAAAAAAUAUGUUUUAGUUAGAACUCGUCCACGAGUUGUGCCGCCAAUGCUGCAGUCUCUGCUUCGCUCACACAGGCUGGGGGCUCUUCCUCCUAUGUCCUGACCAGAUUAUAUUAACCAGAUAAUAUUAAAUGCAAGUGAACAGGAAAGGAACAUAUCCAGUCAAGAUUCUCAGGCCUGUGGCCGUGCAGCAGAGUCUGCUUUUAAAUGAGGGGUUUUCUAAAAAACCAAAAACAAACAGGAGAUCCCUUAUAAAGAUAAAAGGAAAUUUUAUAUUUGUGCCAAGAAAUGUUGAUGAAUUAUUGGUAUUUUGUAUGUCUCAGAUAAGUUCUGUCCGGUAGGUCGCCCGCUCAUUUAUGCUCUGCUUGUUGAAGAUCUAAUACAUGUAAUACAAUUUCUUCUUUUUAACAACAUCUUUUAUUAGAUUUUCUCAAUACAAUUCUGACCCCGGGUGUGAGAUGUAAUAAAAAUAAAGGAAAAGUAUGUAAAAUAUACAACUGCACAAGAGCAACUCAGUUAUACAGCUAUAUGGUCACAAUAUAAUCAAACUAUUUAUCUCUGGGAGAUUCACAGUUUUCAUUUCAGGUUGUAUAUGUGACAUAGUGAUGUGGGAGGGAACACCACACCGACCACAGGAUGGAAGGGAAAAGGAACUAGGCCUCAAAGCUAGGGAGAGGGAAACGGGCACGACCUAUGGAAACCCUAAUCCUAGCCCUGACUCCUAUCCGUAUGAACGGACCUUGAGGGUAGGAAUGUUUAUAGACUGUAACCUAAGACCCUGAAAACCCUGAAUCGCCCUAGAAUAAUGUCUGGGCUUGAUACGGCCUGUUCCUUCCAAUAUAUAAGAACCAGCGUCUCCCUGAGGCUUAGUAACAAAAGACAGAGGGGAAACCACAAAAUAUGAAAGAGAAGUAACACUUAAAUUCUGAAGUACCGUAUUUUUCGCCCUAUAAGGCCCAUAAGACGCACCUAGGUUUUUGAGGAGGAAAAUAGGAAAAAAUAUAUUUUGAACCAAACU
Bufo gargarizans (Asiatic toad) is the source of this 4127-nucleotide messenger RNA. RefSeq names its product zinc finger protein 569-like. Gene Ontology annotation, biological process: regulation of transcription by RNA polymerase II. Gene Ontology annotation, molecular function: RNA polymerase II cis-regulatory region sequence-specific DNA binding; DNA-binding transcription factor activity, RNA polymerase II-specific. The transcript has 7 exons. The record is from RefSeq and is a predicted model, not a curated record. The coding region runs from base 19 to 2769 and encodes 916 amino acids. NCBI's taxonomy places the organism in Eukaryota, Metazoa, Chordata, Amphibia, Anura, Bufonidae.